UAUUCACUUGGGUGCAGCAGUACGCAGAUCAGAGCAGCUGUUGUGUCCAUCCAAUACAAACGAAGAUAUGGCUCCUGUGAAGCUCGAGAGUUCAGAUGAUGCCAAGCCUGUCGACAAUGGCAAGGCCGAGAAAGGCAUUACCUCCGCGAUGAAGGGGUUGGAGACAAUUGAACCUUUGGUGCGCUCUGUAGAAGAAACCCCUGAGCCCAUCUCCACUGAAGUACACGGCACCAUUCCCUCCUGGAUCAAAGGCAACCUCCUCCGCAACGGCCCGGGGAAGUUCGAGUUUGGAAACACACACUACAACCACUGGUUUGACGGGAUGGCCCUGCUGCACAAGUUCAACAUCGCAGAAGGCCAGGUGACCUACAUGAGUCGCUUCCUGAACAGCGAGGCCUACAGGAAGAACAGCGAAAGGGACCGCAUCAUCAUGUCAGAGUUCGGUACCCUCGCCAUGCCUGACCCCUGUAAAAACAUCUUCCAGCGCUUCCUGUCCUGCUUUGAGAUAAUGGAGCCCACGGACAAUGCCAGUGUGAGCUUUGCGAAAUACAAGGGUGACUACUACGUCAGCACGGAGACAAACUUCAUGCAUAGAGUGAACCCGGAAAACCUGGAAACACUGGAAAAGGUAGACUGGAGCAAGUUCAUUGCUGUGAAUGGAGCCACUGCUCACCCACACUAUGACCCUGACGGCACCGCCUACAACAUGGGCAACUCCUAUGGAAGCAAAGGAGCGUUGUACAACAUCAUCAGAGUGCCUCCUGAGAAGUCAGACACCAAAGACACUCUCCAAGGAGCCACAGUACUCUGCUCCAUUGUGCCUUCAAACAAGUCCCAUCCCUCCUACUACCACAGCUUUGCCAUGUCAGAGAACUACGUGGUGUUCAUCGAGCAGCCAAUCAAGAUGAACCUGUUGAAGAUAGUCACGGCUAAACUGAGGGGGAAGGCUUUGAGCGACAGCAUCUACUGGGACCCCAAACAAGAAACUGUCUUCCAUCUAGUUGACAAGCAUACAGGCAAGGUCAGCCCCGUGAAGUACCACACCAAAGCCAUCUCUACCUUCCAUCAGAUCAACGCCUUCGAGGAGGACGGGUUCCUGAUGGUCGACUUGUGCUGCGCAGAUGACGGCGGAGCCAUCAACGACUAUCUCCUCCAGAACUUGCGCAAGUCUGGAGAAGCGUUAGAUGAGGUCUACAACGCCAUAUGCAGGGCAUUCCCGAGGCGAUUCGUUCUGCCGCUCCAGCUGACGGCUGAAACCCCGACAGACCAGAACCUGAACACCCGGCCCUCCAGUGAGGCAACCUGUGUCAAGAUCAGCAAAGAUAAGGUGUUUUGCCAACACGAGAAUCUCCAUGGAGAUGACCUCUACGAGUACGGUGGCCUUGAGUUCCCUCAGAUCAACUACGGGAAAUAUAACACGCGACAAUACCGCUAUUUCUACGGCUGCGGAUUCAGACACCUGGUGGGAGACUCUCUGCUCAAGAUGGACCUCAAGGACAAGACGCUCAAGGUCUGGUACCAGAAGGGUUUCUUCCCGUCAGAGCCGGUGUUUGUGCCGUCCCCUGAUGCCGUGGAGGAAGACGACGGUGUCAUCCUGUCUGUGGUCCUCACCCCCUCACAGGAUAAAGGAACAUUCCUCCUGGUUUUGGAUGCAAAGACAUUGGAAGAACUGGGAAGAGCCAACGUGUCCGUUAACAUGGCUUAUGGUUUCCAUGGCGCGUUCAAUGCCUCGCCAUAAACACCUUUUUUUAUGUUAUCUUUAAAUCACAAAGGCUUAAAAUGAAUGUUAUACGAGUUAGACCAAACACAGUGUUAAUCCUGAUAACCACUAUACGCCCGAUGGUACUGACUGCAAGAUAUAAAGAUGGAUGCAGUGUUUGUUACUGGCUAAACUGAUCUCUGGUUCGUAGGAAUGGAAUAAAUGAGGCCCGGUUAUGCUUUUUGGGGGGUUUCCCUUUCCUGUAAUGUGUUUUAAUAAUUAUAAUAAUAAUUCAUUCUAUUUAGAGGCACCUUUAAAAAGCACCCAAGGACACCUUACAUCUCAUAAAAUAUUCAAAGGAAAGGUUUAAAACAGUACGAAAGCACAGCAUAUAGGUUCUGUGCAUGUAAAUGGUAUGCAGAGGCUGAACUCCUACAGAAACGCCUCCUUUGUUUACGUCUGUCACUUAGAAGCAUCACUAAGUACAGUACAUGAUAGGCUAAGGUUUCAGACAGAGGGUGAAAAGGGUGUCUCAGUAGAGGAACAACAUACAAAUAUGACCCUGAAAAGGAUAAAGGGAUUGUAGUAGUGGUCUGAUCCAUAGUCAGUAAACGAGAUAUCUGCACGCUGCCGUUACAGAAAGAGACAGGAGUAUCAGCAUGGACGUGAAGGAGUCUGGCAAUGUGUAUUUUAGCCAGUUUAAGUGUACGCUAUAUUUUGAAUGUUCUAACCACUUUACGUUACACUCAGACAGCCCUUCUCAGAGGAGCUAAAGUCUACAUCUGUGCUCUUCUCUUAGCCCGCAGACUCCUUUUAAAAAUGCUGUAAUUGAACCAGAACCCAGAAAGAAGGUAUGGUCUACCACCGCCUCGAUCAGUUAGUAUGUUAGGGUUAUUGGUUUGAGGCAGAGGUCCCUUUCCUAUAAGCUAAAAUGACUGUGUUUCUGAAAGGAGUCUGGUGGCUUUAAAUCGAGGACAUUAUGAAUAUUUUAUAUUAAAUGUAUUUGAUGAGAAACUGAAUAUGGUACUCUAACCUGUGGCAUUGAUGUUUCCCGACCAAAGUGCCGCAUUAUAAUUUUCUACAAAAACCUUCUUUUGUAAUCAAACGAUAUAUUUUUGUACAGCUUUGAUUGCUUUCAUACAAUCUGUUUGCCAAUAAAAUGUUUCACCUC
Messenger RNA from Eleginops maclovinus (Patagonian blennie), 2870 nucleotides. Its product is annotated as carotenoid-cleaving dioxygenase, mitochondrial-like. Gene Ontology annotation, molecular function: beta-carotene 15,15'-dioxygenase activity; carotenoid dioxygenase activity. The record is from RefSeq and is a predicted model, not a curated record. Lineage: Eukaryota; Metazoa; Chordata; Actinopteri; Perciformes; Eleginopidae. Gene Ontology annotation, biological process: carotene catabolic process; retinal metabolic process. The coding region runs from base 68 to 1738 and encodes 556 amino acids. Gene Ontology annotation, cellular component: mitochondrion. The transcript is spliced from 12 exons.